ACCUGCAGAUUUGCGGGGUAAAUUUGAGAGAUAUUAAAGAAUGGCCUCAACCUGACACCAUGGAAUUUCUUCGGGCUGCUAGACGAUAAGGUGAAAUGGAAACGUAUUGUCGAAAAAUGCCGUGCUGCCUCCACGGCCCUCUUGUUGAAGGACAUGACGAUGAUGAUGCUGAUGAUGAUGAUGAUGAUGUUGGAAUCAAAGAUUCCAGCUGCGAUCUUCGCUCAAGACUCAUUCUAGAAUGUAAACCCAGUCUGCAAUGUUGUUAUUUUCCUCAAAUGAUCAUCUUCCCAGCGAACAAUAUUGGGAGUGCUCAUUUGAAUUUUUUUAGCUCAUGAUAUACGAGGCGUGUCCCCCUCUGGGAGCGGGACACUAUGGCAUAGGUGCACCUGGUAGGUUUUGGUCUGGUUUGUACAUGUCCAGUGGAAGGUUCUGGCACCAUUUCCCCCUUUGCUCUUUGGACUCCCUGGAUAACACACUGCAAGAGCUGUUUAUAGAGCGAGCCUGCAACAUGAGUGUCUCAACUGUUGGAACCAAAAUGGUGCAUUGAUUAUGCGUCGGUACACGUGGACAAUUGGUUCCCAGUAGCUGAGUGCAGUCCUGUACGCACAAUGAACGGCCAUUUUGGUUCCAAAGCCUGAAGUUGACGCUUCUCUAUUAUACCUCUCUAGCUCUGCUGGUAACUAUGGGAUAAAUUCAGCGCUCGCCGUCUAGUUUGAGUCCAAGCUGAGAAAUCCAAACAACAGCGACACCAGUUUGCGUUUGUUAAACUGCACUAUGGCCACAAGACUAUAAUGAGAGUCUACACUUCAGCGAAGGUAAUUAAACAAAUUGAGACGAAAUUUGUGUGUACACAUGCACUUGUGUUGAGCAACAACACUUCGCACACGUGUGAUUGGAUAGCGCCAUCUACGGGUCAAAAUUUGGCCUGGAUUCAGAGCCUUGCAUCCAUUUCGUUAUCCUCAAUCGACAGACUGAGAGUCUGCCGCCCCCAAUGUAUCAUCUCUGAAAUCCAUAAUGCUCACCAUCCACCGUUGGUACGGCGUUCCAUUUUUACAUACACCAAAUAAAUUCGCAUUCGUAGUCAUGACAAACCCUCGUUUCACUGUAAGAGUAACGCCUUACAAUCAGAGACCAAGGAAGUUAUUUCUUGACAAGGCGGCAAAACAAACCAACGGAGCUAACGGACUUUGGCCGUGUAGCCGUAUAUCGGGAGCAACGCGACUGUUCUUGGUUGCCAAGUGCCAGGCAUGUCAGGAAAGCGCACACACGCCAAGAAAUCACGAAAAUCAAACACAGUUAAUUUGGUCGGCUUUUACGAAAUCGCUAGUACAUACUGCCAUUGACAAGCAGAGCUGCAUUUCAAGUUCUCUCUGAAUUUCAAAGAUUUAGUAAUUGAAACAAUAACCUUAUCACCCAGAUCCACCUCAAUAGGAAUGUCCAUUAUAGUUUCAUCCAAGAAAAAGAAAACACUAAGAAAUGUUAUUCUCAGUUCUACAGUCAUUUUUUUGCUAUCAUCAAUCAAUGUGCCGUUUCCAUGGUGAGUGUAUUUGUUCUGAAAGAGACGAUAAACGGAACACGUUUGCUUGCACACUUGUGUCACGUUAUUUUGUAAUUGACAAGGGGGUAAUUCACUUUUGGUAGAAAAAAAUGAAAAUAAAAAACACAUGUAUUAUUGCGCUCACACAAGAACCUCACACAGCAAUCGCUAUGCACACACAGGUUAUGAUUUUACUGUCGAUGAGCUUUCAUCAAGUCAAAGCAGUUGAAUGGACAGGCAGAUUUUAACAGACUGCUCAGUGGCAAGCAAUAUGAUUGCCCUUUUAUACUUAUCGCCCGAAAAUCCCGAUUUCUAAUAUAAAUUGAACAUAAACGGGCCAUGAAACAACAAUGAAAAUCAAAAUUAAGUUUUUGGCAUACUGGAUUUGCUGGUAAGAAAGCAUACAACACAUACACCAAGUUAGUUAAGCGAGCAGAAAAAAAAUCCUGCCCAAUCACCCCUGUUCAGGACUGCAUAAUUUGUCACUGUUUUUAUACCGGUAGUCUUUGCUUUUUCCGGGGCAGUAUCUACCUUGAGGCAAAACCGCCCCAUUAUCAGUUGAAAAGAGCCACGUUGGUCGCGAGUGUACAUUUUGUUGUUGGCGACACGACCGUAACGUGUGCAUUUCAUAAUCGUUUGUGAACCGGCGAAGUAGAGUUCCUCACAGAGGAGCCUCCGCUGCUAGGAAAAUUGCGCCCUCUCUUGGUCCAGCUCGGGGCUCAUACUUCCGACCAAAAUGGACGAAGUUGUCUGUCCCUGUAUCACCUAAUGAUCUCUAUCGACCAUAGAAGGUACUUUACUGGCUUAAAAGUCACCCGACAAAAUGCUUUGAAACAAUUUUUGUAAACAGAGCUGAAUGAACUGCAUCGAUUUCUGUAAGCAUUACUACAUUAUUCCACGUCAAACCUUGCACUGAAGCCUUGCCAUGUACGACUAAAAAUAACUCCUUAUUAAUAAAAGGACAGAAGCAAAAACGACAAACAAAACCAAAGCGACAAAACAAACAGGAACUUCGACUAGCAUGUUUUCAUGUAGUAAGUUGUGUACAUACAAACCGUUCAGAGGAAAAUCGCCGCACAGAUUAAUCAACCAUUCAUCAUUUACGUGAGCGAACUACUCAUAAAUCUCUUCUUUUACGCGGCACUUUAUUCAAAUGCCAUUCUGACUCUUGAGCAGUGAUUGCUCCUCACCUCAUUAGCCAGUCGCCCGUUGUAUGAUGCGCACGUCCGUCCGAUUGUUUUUGCCCAGAGCGCUAGCAGUCCAUUAGCCAGACAUUGCAUCCCGCCAAAUCCCGCUCAUCCUUAUUAUGUUAAUUGGUGAGCGCGGAGGACCGUCGCCACAGCAACCGAGCGAAAGUAUCUCCCGUUUACAGUCAGAGAGAUUUUUCUUUCUUUUUAUAUUCUUUCUACCCCCCCCCCAGGAGGGUCCCAGUCAGUUGCGCAUCCUAUCUGGCGCACGAUGCCUUCGGUCUGACGGACCGCGUACUGUGAUAUCACGGACCGGCAAGUUGUCGUCAUUCGUGGCUCGUGGAGGUUUCAUAUCAAAAGGCAAUAUUGAACACAUGAAGCAUCCGAGCGGAUUCUCUACAAGCACACAGAAAACUUGCAAAGUAGUUUUAUGUCCAUAGUAUCAUACUACAAACCUUGGCUUAACCAACAAGUACAACUCUCCUGUAUACAGCAAUUUUAAGUUCUCACUGCUAUCCCGACGACGAUGAUUUGAGUAAACGGUUUGCAGAUGGCCACAACCGGUAUACUAAAAAUUGUUCGGCACGAUCUGACGCACGCGCACGACAGCCGACCGUAUACAGGAUGCUGACAUUUUGGAGGUAACAGGAGAAGAAAACUGAACAAAUUAACAAGUAAUGCCCUUACAAUGGAUACAAAAUGUGCCUCUUCGGGAGUUGCAAACUCUUUUCUUCGUGAUGCGAGGGUGACAUUUGUGGUCAUAUUUGUGAGAGACGAACGUCUGGAAGCACAUUUCAUUUGAAUCGCUGCAAAUCAUCCAGUGGCAAACACCGAAACGAUUUGCCAAUGACGUGUUGUCUUUCGUAUAACUUUAAUAACCACACAAAAAAUAUCUUCCACUUAUUGAACGAAUGACAGUGAAAAAAUGAUUUGAAAUUCGAGUCAGAUUCCCUCCUGAUAUCAUUAAUUUGACGAUAAGUCUUAACAAAAUGGAUAAAUUGAUAAGGAAACAUAAGUUAGGCUCCGCGGCCGCUGAGACCCUGGUAACAAAUGAAGACCCAGUGGACCCUGCAUCGGUACCUCUCCCACCAGACGACGAUGAACUUGACGCGGCUGAGCAGGGUCAGGCUCCAGCCACGGGCUCCCAGUCCCGGCAGAGCAAUCAAUCACGGCGUAGUGUCCUGUCCCACCACGGCCGCAAAUCCAACCCUAACCACAAGGCGCAGCACCUAGCCAACGAAGACCAGCCGCCGGCCGCCACAAUGCUGACAGUGGCCACAAACGGCGACGGUGGCGGUGUCAACAGCGUCGACUGUGACGACCCAGACAGCACGGAGGAGAGCGACGUCGAGAAGCGGCGUAAGGAGUCAGCCAUGGGCAAGAUCGUGGGUACACUGCAGGUCAUCAAAGGAUGGGUGACACGAGGUGGCGAGGAACAGACCAAGAGAGCAGAUUCGUUCCUGGAGCGACUAGCCAUGGCAGGACCCCAAAUGGAAGACAGAUCUAGGGUGGGAACAGAGCUCGGAGAUGGUGGCACUGAACGGCCGGCUCGUGUUCGGGUCAUCGAACGGUCGGAUGUUUUCUAUUACCGCUGGUUGGCCAUAAUUGCGUUGGCUGUGCUUUACAAUUGGUACAUCAUUAUCGCCAGGAUGUCCUUCACGCAACUGCAACUGCAAUAUACGGCGGUAUGGCUGACGCUGGACUAUGUUUGUGACAUCGUGUACAUCUUAGACAUAGUUGUGCAGUUCAGAACGGGAUAUCUGGAACAGGGUCUUCUUGUGAGAGACCCUAAGAAGCUGCGAAAAAGCUACGUAAAAUCUUGGAUGUUUAAGUUGGAUGUCUUGUCCAUGCUUCCGUUGGAUUUACUGUACAUAGCAUUCGGGGUUAACACACCGGCUCUCCGGGUGCCACGCCUUCUCCGUGGGGCCAGAGCCUUGGAGUUCUUUGACCGUACUGAGACAGUCACCAACUUCCCCAAUAUUUUCCGGGUCAUCAAUCUCAUUCUGUACAUAUGGAUCAUCAUUCACUGGAACGCCUGCAUUUACUUCAUCAUAUCUGUGAGCAUCGGACUGGGCAGUGACAGGUGGGUGUACCCGGGGAUGGAAACACCUGUAGACCUCUCAAAUGAUACCCUCCCACACCAGUACGUCUACAGUUUAUACUGGUCCACGCUCACGCUUACUACCAUUGGGGAGACGCCGCAGCCGGUCAAGGACAUUGAGUACCUCUUCGUUGUCUUUGAUUUCCUUGUAGGAGUGCUCAUAUUCGCUACGAUUGUCGGCAAUGUUGGUACCAUGAUAAGUAACAUGAAUGCCACCAAGGCCGAGUUCCAGCACAGCAUGGACGGUGUCAAACAAUACAUGAACCUUCGUAAGGUCAGUAAAGAGCUUGAGGGUCGCGUCAUUAAAUGGUUUGACUACUUAUGGUCCAACAAGAAAACACUGGAUGAGGAAGCCAUCCUGAAUACGUUACCGGACAAACUAAGAGCCGAGAUUGCUAUUCACGUUCACCUCGAGACUCUCAAAAGGGUUGCAAUUUUCUCAGACUGUGAACCAGGCCUGUUGGUGGAGCUGGUGCUGAAGCUCAAACCUCAGGUAUUUAGUCCCGGCGACUAUAUUUGCCGCAAGGGUGACAUUGGGCGGGAAAUGUACAUCGUCAAACAGGGGAAGCUCCAAGUCGUGGGAGAGGAUGGCAAGGCCGUCUUCGCCACGCUCAGUGAGGGGAGCUAUUUCGGGGAGAUCAGUAUCCUGAACGUUCCAGGCAGCUUAUCCGGGAACCGGCGGACAGCCAAUGUCCGCAGCGUGGGUUACUCGGACCUCUUCUGCCUGUACAAGGAUGACCUUCUGGACGCCUUGAAGGAAUACCCUGAAGCGAGAACCAUCCUGGAGGAGAGAGGCCGAAUGAUCCUCAUGAAGGAUGGUCUGAUCGACGAGGAGGCAGCAAAAAGGGGCACCAAGACUACCGAGCAAGCGGAGCAGGAGGAGAAACUGGAGAGACUGGAGGCCAACCUGAACCACCUGCAGACUCGCUUCUCCAGACUGCUGGCCGAAUACAGCAACUCACAGAUGAAGCUUAAGCAGAGGAUCACCAGGUUAGAGAAGAAGAUGAAAGGGAUCAAGCGUGAGUCCGAAACAAGUGUUCUGCAACAAACUGACCCACCGCCGAGCCAGCCACGAGAGUUUUACCUUCAGUAAGCCACAGAAACUGUCGACUAGUCAUUUUAAAAUCACUUAGCGCACUUGAAGGUAGUUUUAUACCACUAUCAUUCCACGUCCUUGCAAAUGGUACAUUUUCUAAUAAAUUUUGAAAUAGCUUGGUGACAAAACGUGUCGUUUUCAAGGUAUUUUCUACAUAAUUUUUUCUUCCACCUAUUUUACCUCAGUGACCACAGAUCCAUCCCCGUCCUUACCCCAGAAUACAUUUACAUUUUAUAACUUGGGUAAACGUAUAGUUAAUGAGCUUUUCUUUGUACAACACGAACUAGUUAUCAGCAUGACUUGAAAACUAAUGGGUCAUUACGUACCCUUCAUUGGGGGAAAAUGUCCCGCGGAACCCUCCUAAUAAAUAAGUAUAAAUUGUAUUUCAAUUACGUCGGGGUUUAACUCUCCAAGAGCCGGGUUAGUUUGGCCCAUCUCACUUCCAGGGAGGGGGAGGAUUCUGUCCCCUUAAGAACUCGGCUGUGCCAGGCUCGAUUUUUUUUUUAAACUUGGCAUACAUGUAAAGACACUCCUUGUUAAUUAUAAUGUUCUUGUUGUUAUGGUCAUUGGAAGUUCAGGGCUUACAUGCGAGCCGGCCUGCGUGCAUUGAGCACCCUGUGGGGAAAAAAAUACAUUUGGGGGCUGACCCGUCUCGGAAAAAUGCGCGCGGCGCCAGAACGGUAAGUUUGAUUUUCACAAAAUUGAUGUCAAAAUGACUGCAAAGAAUUACUCUAAAACUUCUAAAAGGCUCAGCUCCUGAAAAAAAAUGCACUGCCGCGAUAUCGAAACAAAUGUCGGGGGGGGUGGAUGCGGAUCCCGCCCCAAACUAUUUUGGGGUUAAAGCAUGUGGUUGUUACAAUGAACCACUUAACAUCAGGAAAGGAAGACGACGCCAGAUUUAGAUACAAUGCAUUCAGUUUUAUACUUAACAUUAUAAUCUGUACUGUGUAACGAUGUCACGUCUGCGACGAUAACUGGGAAAAGCGCAAACACAUAUAUUUUUAUCAAAAUAUGUAUAAAUUAGUAUGAAAGUACGUGAAGAUAAGACUUCUGUAUACACAAUAUGAGGAAAAAGUCAAUAUUUUUCACCAAGAUAUCGGAUUACAGUCAUGUAUGGCGUAGAAAAGGAACACGCACGGGGAACAAUCACCCGAUGGCACUUACACCGUACAUUGUCGAGAAGGACUAAUCUUUGUAAUGAAAAUCACGCUCAGUUUACUCAAACUUUACAAGCCUCUUUAUUCACAAGUAGAUUUCAACGAUGUUCUUUGUUGCUUCUGCAGGCAGGUGUCAGCAUGAAGGACGUAACACUUUUGACAAUGUGGCAUGUUUUUGAGAACAAACCUUUUCGAUGAUCGCAAUGCAUUAUGGGGUUCGGAUGACAAGUAAGCCGUGCAUUAAUUUUUAUGCAUAAACCUAUGGGGGAAGUGAACUAGUCAGAAAUCAGUUAAGACUUUAUUCGGAAUAUUUCUUUACUAUCUGCUAAUCAAGUCACAGAAAUAUCCAUAAGAGUAUUUUCCAAACAUUUUUUUAUUUGUAAGCAGAAAGAAAAUCGUCUAUAAUUGUCUUUUUAAAUGGGCGUCAGUCACAUUAGCCUGAAAUAUGAACGUGAUUGGUCAAUGCGAGACUGCAUGGGCUUGAAAUCUAGAUUGUUAUUAGUCAAUUCUAACUCAUUAGUAUUUAUGAUCUUAGUCCACGAUAAAAACUGGUGUUCUCGAAAGAAAUUUCCCGAAUCUUUUUUCUGGUGAGCUCUACAAUUCGCGGUUUGUAAAUAUAUUUAUCCCAAAUCUACAAUGCAACACUGGAUGAAAAGGGCAUGGCUUGAAUUGGAGAAUGACUGUAAUAAAAUGAAAACAGAUCACUGUUUUGCUUGCUUGUCAUCCAAACCCACAAUGCAUUGCGAACGUCGAAAAGGUUUAUCAUCAAAUACAGCAUAUCCUGGCUUUGAAAGCCCUGUAUUUUGUUUUCAUAAAGUUCGUAUACAGCACGUGUUAUUUAGGGUAUCUGAAUUUAGCAAUGAUUUUAAUGUAUUGUGUUACCUAUUUUGCUGUCGUAUUCUGCUGUUCACGUAAGUGUGCGAGUUGUAAUGCAGCUUAAUUCAAUAACAGUACAAUUAAUAUAUCUAUGUCUUUAAUAAACUAAAUUAUUUUACAUAAUUUCACAAUCAUUCCAGAAAGGUAUAGACGUAACUGUGCUAAUUAGAUGGAAUAUAUUUGUUUGUAAGGUAUAAUGAUACAGAAAACGUUAGAUUUAAGAGGGAAGCUGAUUUGCCCGUCUCAAAAUUCUGGCAAAGUAAAUAUGGCAAAAGCUUAAACGCAAUAAACGUAAAGAGACAAGGACUGGCUCUGUAAAGUGUGAAUUUAAGCAAUGCCAAUUUCCUUGACAAGUCGAAGAAAGGAGUCGAGAUGUUGUUGCGUUGUAGAUCAGUUGAGUGCUUAUACAACAAAGUUGUUCCCCGUCACCGAUGGCCAUUACCGUAAGGGUAUGAAAAUCCCUUAGAACUUACAUCAAGUACAAGUUUUUCAACUGUGUAGAGAUUCAUCAAGUUGGCAGAUUUUUCGGCUAGGGGUGAACCAAAGACGCAUAAGCACAUUGCCGAAUAUACAGUUUGUAACAUAAUAACAGUUUGUGCGAAUUACUUAAAGCAUAAACAUGCUGUCACGGUCGAAUUUGGAAGUGGGGGCAGGGCCCCCCCAAAGGAGCUUUCCUUUUAUAAAUAAUGAGAAAAGGCAAAUUUUUUGGCCCGUUUCAUUUUCCUCCGUCAAAAAGCGUGUAAAAUGCUCCAAAGUGCAGCCUCAUUCCUCAGAAAGGUAGUAAAGGGAUGCACAAAAAAAUGCAACAUUUUUAGCGUCCCCCCCAAAAAAAAUCUGGCCCUCCCGAAAACUCGGUUGUGGAUUCGUCCUUGCAUGCAGCUAUUAUGCAUGGAAACGAGCUCUUUUAAUUCGAAAUUUGUAAUCACCUCUGUCAUUCUGCACGCACAAAACUGAUUGUUUAUCCCGAAUCGAAAAUCAACAAAUCCUAAUCGAUGCGUAAAUGAAAUACCAAAGUAGCAGUCAUCUAUCUUAAAUUGGCAUCCGGUGCCGGGGGGUAACAAUCGCUUUCAUACGGCAACCUAUUAUUAUUGUUCUUCCGUGAUUCAUUUUUUGGAGGAAUAGGAAUUAUUGCAGAGCACUGUAACAUUUAAACCAAGACUCUCUAAGUUGAACAGUAAAACAGAAUAUUUUGAAGUACAUCUGUUAAAGUUGUUUUGUCAGAUUAAAAUGUAUUGAAUACAAAUAAAACCUUGUCCGUAAAAUAUGGCGUUAGAAAGGUUAUCGCCUUGGUCAUUUGAAAUCAUUGUUGAACACUAAGUGUAGAAUGACAUGAUGGGUGAACUGUAAAUGGGCGACGAUUUAAACGCGGUAAAUAAGGUAGAGACGUCAAAGCGUCUAGUAAAAUAGCACUGGGGUCAUCCCUUGAUCGAGGA
Molecule: messenger RNA, 9387 nt
Organism: Acanthaster planci (crown-of-thorns starfish)
Lineage: Eukaryota; Metazoa; Echinodermata; Asteroidea; Valvatida; Acanthasteridae
Product: cyclic nucleotide-gated channel alpha-3-like
Biological process (GO): potassium ion transport; monoatomic cation transmembrane transport
Cellular component (GO): intracellular cyclic nucleotide activated cation channel complex; plasma membrane
Molecular function (GO): voltage-gated potassium channel activity; cGMP binding; protein-containing complex binding
Source: RefSeq, a predicted model, not a curated record